GUCUCUCCCUCUUUUUAGGUACUUUUUUGAGGCAGAAAAAAAAAGGUCAAAAUGGGGCGGAGAUCUACAUCAUCCACCAAGAGUGGGAAGUUUAUGAAUCCCACGGAUCAGGCCCGGAAGGAAGCUCGGAAAAGGGAACUAAAGAAGAACAAAAAGCAACGAAUGAUGGUACGAGCAGCUGUACUGAAGAUGAAAGAUCCAAAGCAGAUUAUCCGGGACAUGGAAAAGCUGGAUGAGAUGGAGUUUAACCCAGUACAGCAGCCGCAACUUAAUGAAAAAGUGCUGAAGGAUAAACGCAAAAAACUUCGCGAGACUUUUGAGCGUAUCUUACGGCUCUAUGAGAAGGAAAAUCCUGACAUCUACAAAGAACUGCGCAAGUUGGAAGUAGAGUAUGAGCAGAAGAGAUCACAACUCAGCCAGUAUUUUGAUGCCGUCAAGAAUGCUCAGCAUGUUGAAGUGGAAAGUAUUCCCUUACCAGAUAUGCCGCAUGCUCCCUCUAACAUCCUCAUACAGGACAUUCCCCUUCCAGGGGCCCAGCCACCUUCUAUCCUCAAGAAGACAUCAGCCUAUGGACCACCAGUUCGGUCCAUUUCUGUACUUCCUCCUCCUGGGCUUGGUGUUCCACGUUUACCUCCAGGGAGGAAGCCCCCUGGACCUCCACCAGGCCCACCCCCACCUCAAGUCCUCCAGAUGUAUGGCCGUAAAGUGGGUUUCACCUUGGAGAUGGCUCCUCGAAGGCGAGAAGAGGAGAUUUCUUACAGUUCUGAAGCAGGACAGCGAGGGCAUGAUGAUGACAUGUCCAGUACUAGCGAAGACGAAGGUUAUCCUGAGGAUAUGGAUCAAGACAAGCAUGAUGAUAGUAGUGAUGACAGUGACAGUGACAGGUCAGAUGCGGAGAGUGAAGGCGAGGACUUCCUGCAUCGUGAUAAUGACAAGGAGAGGGAAGGUGGUGAAGAAAAGAAAUCGGGUCACAGUGUGCGGUUUGCAGACAUGCCUGGGAAGUCACGAAAAAAGAAAAAGAACAUGAAAGAAUUGACUCCGCUCCAGGCCAUGAUGUUACGAAUGGCAGGACAGGAAAUUCCAGAAGAAGGGAGAGAAGUGGAGGAAUAUUCAGAAGAAGAGGAGGAAGAAGAAGAGGACUCGGAGUCUGAAGAGGCAGCACAACAGCAACAGCAACAACAACUCAGUGAGGAAGCUCUUCACUCGUCUACUGCAACUUCCCAGACACAACAGCAGCAGCCACCUCCACAGCCUGUUCCUCCAUCUCAGAUACAGGCACCUCCUAUGCCUGGGCCACCUCCACUAGGACCACCUCCUGCCCCUCCACUGAGGCCCCCAGGGCCACCCACUGGCCUUCCUCCUGGCCCUCCACCAGGAGCUCCUCCGUUCCUGAGACCUCCUGGCUUACCAGGACUGCGUGGGCCUUUACCUCGACUUCUGCCACCAGGUCCUCCACCUGGGCGACCACCAGGCCCCCCACCAGGUCCCCCACCAGGUCUGCCCCCAGGUCCUCCUCCACGUGGUCCCCCUCCUCGUCUUCCUCCUCCAGCACCACCAGGUAUCCCUCCUCCUCGUCCAGGCAUGUUACGGCCACCUCUGGUGCCUCCCUUAGGACCUGCCCCGCCUGGGCUCUUCCCACCAGCUCCUAUUCCAAAUCCUGGGGUUCUGAGUGCCCCACCCAGCCUGAUUCAGCGCCCCAAGGCGGAUGACACCAGUGCAGCCACCAUUGAGAAGAAAGCUACGGCCACUAUCAGUGCCAAGCCGCAGAUCACUAACCCCAAGGCUGAGAUCACUCGCUUUGUGCCCACUGCCUUGCGAGUGCGCCGGGAGAAUAAAGGGGCUUCAGCUGCCUCCCAGAGAAAACAGGAUGAUGAGCCUGCUCUUCCAUUAACCAAAGCUGCCCCUAAGGCUGGAUCAUCUGCCCCGAUCUCUGUACAGACAAAGGAUGAUGUGUAUGAAGCCUUCAUGAAGGAAAUGGAGGGUCUCCUGUGACCUGUCAUAGUCCUACUCAGCUUUCCUGCCCCUCUGAACACAGAUCAGACCACCGUGGAGGGAGAGAAGGAAAAAUUAUCCUUCAGCCAGUGAAAGGGCUCACUUGACAGGGAAUAGUUCCCUACCCACAGGUUAACUUGCCAGUAUGCUCUGGAUAGAGACCGCUGCAGAUGAGGUGUGGCUGGGGACCUCCUUUCAAGAGCUAGCAUGUCCCCUUGGUGGAAGAAAAUCACACUAAAGGUGGUGGUACUACUUCCUUCGAGUCUUCCCCCUUCCUUGGAGGGGAGUAAUGGUACUCUGGGG
Molecule: messenger RNA, 2295 nt
Organism: Nestor notabilis (Kea)
Lineage: Eukaryota; Metazoa; Chordata; Aves; Psittaciformes; Psittacidae
Product: WW domain-binding protein 11-like
Biological process (GO): mRNA cis splicing, via spliceosome
Cellular component (GO): spliceosomal complex
Source: RefSeq, a predicted model, not a curated record